GUAUCUUUCAGUGAUGUGUGAUUUUUGGAAAGCUGUGCACAUGAAAUUCCAACCAGCCCGUGCUGGGUUUCACUUGGUUGCAAGUGUUUAAGAAUUAAGAGUCGCUUUCUUCGGCAGAGAGUAAGAGUUUCAGUUUGCUGCACACACAGGACUAAUCCCUGUACUGCUGAGCUCCAUCUGGGAAGACAAUAUGGCUAUGAAACUUGCUGGUCUGGUGUUGGGAGGCCUUGGCUUUGUAGGAACUUGUGCUGUCACCGGCAUGCCCCAAUGGAGAGUGACUGCCUUCAUCGAUAGCAACAUUGUGGUGUUUGAGGCACACUGGGAAGGAUUGUGGAUGAACUGCAUCAGGCAAGCCAACAUCAGGAUGCAAUGUAAGAUAUAUGAUUCACUGUUGGCACUGCCACCUGACUUGGAGGCUGGCAGAAUGUUGAUGUGUGUGGCUAUCUGCUUGACAUUCCUUGCUUUCAUGAUCUCCAUCUUUGGCAUAAACUGCACUGGGUUUAUACUUCUGAUAGCUGGCAUAAUAUUCAUCCUUUCUGGGAUAAUUGUUCUGGUUCCAGUGUCCUGGGUCGGUUAUCGGAUCAUCCAGGACUUCUAUAAUCCCCUUGUUCAUCCAUCUCAGAAGAGAGAACUGGGCGAAGCACUGUACAUUGGGUGGACAACAGCAUUGGUUCUUAUUGCUGGAGGGAUAAUCCUUUGCUGUUCCUUCCAGAGCAGUAAAAAAGAAGUCAGAUACAGCCUGCCGCCUGAAUCAGUAACCAGUGUUCCACCACCUGAAUCAGUAACCAGUGUUCCACCGCCUGAAUCAGUAACCAGUGCUCCACCGCCUGAAUCAGUAACCAGUGUUCCGCCACCUCAAUCAGUAACCAGUGUUCCACCGCCUGAAUCAGUAACCAGUGCUCCACCGCCUGAAUCAGUAACCAGUGUUUCACCGCCUGAAUCAGUAACCAGUGUUCCACCGCCUGAAUCAGUAACCAAUGUUCCACCGCUUGAAUCAGUAACCAGUGUUCCACCGCCUGAAUCAGUAACCAGCGUUCCACUACAGAAGCCUUCAAGCCUCUACGAAAGCCAAGAUGUGUUAAAAGGAUUACUUAGUACAGAUAUCAAUUGAAACCUACAAAGAGAUCAACUGGGAUCAAAGCAGGAAUUGCAAAGGACUGACUGGUUGUGACUGAAACUGAAACUCUUUGCACUGCAGAAUGGGAGAGUAAGAUAGUGAGCCAUUUGAGAUUGCUGAACAUUGGUCACUACAGAGUGUCUUAUCAAGGGAUUGAGAUAACACAGGACUUCAUUUUGUUCAAGAUUUAAGGAUAGUACUUUUGGGGAGCUGAUGCAAUAAUUAUGAGCCUAUGGACAUUUGUAACUAACAGAAUGGUUUUAUUGUUUUUUUUCUGCACCAGAAUAUUUCCUUUCAGCUGCCGUGCAAGUAACACCGGGUGCCAGAGAAAGAAAAAGUGGCUUCAGUUGUAGAACUAGGGGGCCACAGGCCCAGGGGCACCUAGGCCCUCCCUGUCUGCCUAGCAAUUAAUCAGCAAUCAAUGUUUCACGAGACAAGUGCAAUUAAAAAUAGUAAAAACCAAAAUAAGCUAAGUGGCUAUAGGUUGGCCAUUGUCAUGGCCAGUGAGCUUACACAAUGGCAGUGGGCAGAGCAUCUAUAAUGGGGGGGGAUGUAUGCGUGCUUAAUGCAUGUUGGGAGCUGUGGUUGAAUUGAUGACGUCUAUCUGAGACAGUGAGCUGGAGAUAUGGUGAUUACUUUUUAAAAUGAUUUCAUGAGUAUUAGUGAGAGCCCACCCCUUGGCAUUUUAAUACAUUUUUAAGAGGCAAAAAAGUACAGAGGGAUAAGAUCUACAUUUGUAUUUUAACCCCAAAACAUAAGAAUGGAUACAAAUGAACAUGAUGAGGAACAUCAGGUCUAAUCUUGGAGCUGCCCUCUGUUGACUUUUCCCCAUUUUCCCAUCUCAGCCAUAGACUUGCUGCCCCCAAUGUAUUGCUUCCCCAGGGCAAAAAUCACACCUUUUUAUUAAUGCAAUGUUAAAAACUUUGUUGCUUCGGAAAGCCAGAAGUGGGAGUCAUUUUCGAUGCCUUAUAUUUUUUUUAUAAUUGUGUAUAACAUAGUUGUGUAUAACUUAUUAUUGGGUAUUAGCAUUACGUCUUCAGGUUCCAGUACACAAUUCCGCAUCUCCCAGCAUUCAUAGUAAGGCAGCUCCCAGCAGCUUUCAGCUACCAUAAUCAUGGAUAGUCAUUGGCAGGAGAUAGCUCUCCAAUCAGUAUGUUGUCUUGCUGUUGCUGAACUACUCCCAUCACCAAGUUAAAGGUCCCUGCUAUACAUUGUGAAUGCUGUACGGAUUCACUGAAUUACACUGUAGCAAAUGCUUUAUAUUAAUGGUUCAAAAGGAAACUAUCCAAGACUUUUAACCACAUUCCUAUUGAACGGGGCCCUUGUGUGUUUUGAAUUUUCUAUCCAUUUAGUUAAGCUAAAUGCAGUCAGUCUUACAGUGUUUUGUUUUCAUGUUAUUUUUAAUGGGGAGAAUUUUCUAUGUUUCGAUGUUAAUUUAUUUAUAUGUUUUACAUGAUAACCACCUGAUGUAAAUGAGAAAUGAUCUCUGUAAAGUUAUCUGUAACUGUGUUGGCACUGUAUAAAUAAAGAAUAUUAAAUAACUGUUA
Molecule: messenger RNA, 2664 nt
Organism: Xenopus tropicalis (tropical clawed frog)
Lineage: Eukaryota; Metazoa; Chordata; Amphibia; Anura; Pipidae
Gene: cldn8.3
Product: claudin 8, gene 3
Exons: 1
Coding region: 191-1111 (306 amino acids)
Cellular component (GO): plasma membrane; membrane; bicellular tight junction
Molecular function (GO): structural molecule activity
Source: RefSeq, a predicted model, not a curated record